AUCAUCGGUUGUCAGGUGAGGAGGGAGCCCCCCGACUCCACGGAGCGGUACACGCGGUGGAUCAACCAGCUGGCGCCGGAGCAGCUGCUCACCCAGGUGUUCACCUCCCACGGCCCCACUGUCGUCAUGCCCACCUGGUUCUGCUCUCGCGCUUGGUUCUCCCACGUGGGCCCGUUUGACGAGGGCGGGCAGGGUGUGCCCGAGGACCUGCUGCUCUUCUACAACCACCUGCGGAAGGGCGGCGGGGUCGUGCGCGUGGACCGGAGCCUCGUCCUCUACCGCUACCACCCGGACGCGGCCACGCACUCCGUCCUCGAGACGACCAUCUGGACGCACCGAGUCCGGUUCCUGGAGGAGCGUGUCCUGCCGCACUGGGCCGCCUUCACCAUCUGGAACGCGGGCCGCCAGGGGCGCCGGCUGUACCGCGGCCUCUCGGCGGGGGCGCGGCGCAAGGUGGUGGCCUUCUGUGACGUGGACGAGAACAAGAUCAGGAAGGGCUUCUACUGCUACGAGGAUUCCGAGGAGGCGCCCAAGCCGCGGGUCCCGAUCCUGCACUUCCGAGCCGCCCGGCCGCCCUUCGUCAUCUGCGUGAAGCUGGGUCUGCCGGCGAGACACGGGCCUCCGUGACAUCGUGUGGCCAGUCCCGCCGGCUCCCCCCGCCCCCCUGCGUGCACCCGCAGCCUCCGGGGUUUCUGGAAGGAGUGACCUGAAGCCGCAGUGAGCAGGGCUCGGCCCGGGAAGGCGCCGCCGCUCUAGGAGGAGCCUCCCCCCUGCACCAGCGACCCGCAGCGGUUGGGGCGACGCGCUCCGCCCGGGGAGCCCCUCCCCCAGGCCCCCACGGAGCACAGGCCUGCGUCCCCGCCCCCCGCGUCCCCCGCAGAGGUGCCCCGCACCUGUUUCUGGCAUAUUCUGCUGCAGUGAACCCAGGCGUGCACGGGUUUGGGGCCAACGGCGGCGUCACACGUACCCUCCCCGUGUUCCGCAGCUUUUACACAACACGUUCACAGCGUGUUCCACACACGCCUGGGCCACGGGACCCUGCCGUCGUCUUUUAAUUGAGCAAGAAGCCGAGCAGCGGCGUGCCCCCGGCCUGUGUCCCCGUGCCCCCGCCCUGGGUCCAUGUCCCCAUCCCCGUAUCCCGUCCCCAUGUGGUGUCCCCACCUGUGUCCCUGUUCCCAUCUCCAUGCCCCAUGUCCCUCUCAUCUGUCAUCUGUCCCCGUGUCAUUUCCAUGACGUGUCCCCUUCCCCGUGUGGCAUGUCCCCAUUUGUCUCCAUGCUCCAUGUCCACGUGUCCCCAUCUCUAUUCGUGCUCCUGUGUCCUUGUCCCCAUCUGUCGCCGUUCCCACGCGGCAUGUUCUCAUCCCUAUGUCUGUGUCCCCAUGUGGUGUGUCCCCAUCCCCGUGCGGCAUGUCCCAGAGCACAAAUGGGCCAAGGAAGAGGAGGGCGGGGUCCGUGCACAUCCCUGAGUCGGGGUCAGGCCCCUGCAGAGGGGACGGGAUGUCACGGGGGCUCUAGGAUGAGGCACAGGCAGGAGGCCGGUGUGCCCUGGACAAAGGGGUGACGCAGAGCCGCCAGUGGGGACGCUUCCUCCCCUUAGCUCCUGAGGGAGGGGAGGGUCAGCUGCCUUCUGCAGGGAGGGACCUGGCUGGGGGGGGGCAGGGAGGGGAGUAUCUGCCUCAGAGGCCCCCCUCACCGUGGCCGGCCUCUGGCCGCGUCCCCUGCUCGUCCCAGCCCCUCCCCUCAGCAGGGAGGUCCCGCCGCACCCAGCGGACCCAGCGGACGUGCUGUUCCUCCCACAGGACCUCACCAGGGGCGAGUUCGAGGCCAACCUGCGGUCACUAAACCUGCAGGAGGGCCGGGACUUCCUUCACUUCAGCUGACGGCUGCAGGCAGCGGCUCCCAG
Molecule: messenger RNA, 1903 nt
Organism: Nyctereutes procyonoides (raccoon dog)
Lineage: Eukaryota; Metazoa; Chordata; Mammalia; Carnivora; Canidae
Gene: B3GNTL1
Product: UDP-GlcNAc:betaGal beta-1,3-N-acetylglucosaminyltransferase like 1
Source: RefSeq, a predicted model, not a curated record